This is a messenger RNA of Colossoma macropomum (tambaqui), 2573 nucleotides long. Its product is annotated as galactosylgalactosylxylosylprotein 3-beta-glucuronosyltransferase 1. The record is from RefSeq and is a predicted model, not a curated record. Gene Ontology annotation, cellular component: Golgi membrane. Bases 480 to 1487 code for a protein of 335 amino acids. Gene Ontology annotation, molecular function: galactosylgalactosylxylosylprotein 3-beta-glucuronosyltransferase activity. Gene Ontology annotation, biological process: carbohydrate metabolic process; chondroitin sulfate proteoglycan biosynthetic process. Lineage: Eukaryota; Metazoa; Chordata; Actinopteri; Characiformes; Serrasalmidae. The transcript is spliced from 9 exons.
AGAGGGGCUUGAUGCAUCAUGUCUGGACCACUGGAGCGAGGUGGAUGAUGCUUUUGCUCUUAUAUCAAGCCCUGCGUUAAACAGCAGGUGCAUGGAUACGUAACGCAGCAGCUGGAUUCGAACCCAUGACCUCUUGGGUUCAAGGCAAACCUGCUGACCAGCACUUAGAGGAGGCUUUGCUUGGGAAAGAAAAAGCGGCGAGUGCGUGUGAAGCUCUAAAGGAGGACGAUGGGAGAGUCCGAGACUGAAGGGCUGUAAGGAGCGCACAGGCUCUGCGGCCCUCAGACGCCUGCCCAGUACCAGCCUGUCCGUCCCGAUGGGCAGAGACGACAGCACCACAGUGGACAUGGCAGAGGGACGCAAAGUGCACACAGUUUAUCCUUGAUAAAAUGGACCUGCCAUAUUGUUCACCCUGGCUUUGGUUACGAGAACAUCCUACAUGCAGCAGCUGAUGCCAUGCUGUAGAUGAGGAAGCGGAGAUGCCGAGGAGAAGAGACGUUCUUGCGCUGGUGCUGAUCGUGUUGCCAUGGACUUUGCUCAUCACAGUCUGGCAUCAAAGCCCGGUCACACCUCAGCCUGUCGCUCGAAAGGAUAACAGACGUCUGGUCAGCAAAACUCACGGUAACGGCCUCCGACCCAAAGAGUCCUGUGUUAUAUAUAACAGCAUCUCCCCGGGGGUCGUUCGGACGGAAUAUGCUUACGGCCGACCGCCACCCUGGUCUGACCUGCUGCCCACCAUUCACGUCAUAACGCCCACUUACACUCGGCCCGUCCAGAAGGCAGAACUGACCCGUCUUGCCAACACCCUGCUGCACGUGCCCAACCUGCACUGGAUCGUGGUGGAAGACGCCCCCCGCAGGACGCCGCUGGUGUCCAGGCUGCUGCGGAGCACAGGCCUGAACCACACCCACCUGAAUGUGGAGACCCCCCGGGCCUACAGGCUGCAUAGAGAGCCCCGGGCUGCACGCGUGCCCCGCGGGACCGCCCAGAGGAACCUGGGUCUGCGCUGGCUCCGGGAAGCCCUCGGACGUGGCGCUGACCACCGCGGGGUCGUGUACUUUGCUGACGAUGACAACACAUAUAGUCUGGAGCUGUUUGAGGAGAUGCGCUCCACGCAGAAGGUCUCCGUCUGGCCGGUUGCAUUCGUGGGCGGACUCCGUUACGAGUCGCCUAAGAUCAACACCAUGGGUAAAGUGUACGGCUGGAGGACCGUGUUCGACCCUCACCGCCCUUUCGCCAUCGACAUGGCCGGCUUCGCCAUCAACCUCCAGCUCGUCCUCAGCAAACCUCAGGCCUAUUUUAAGCUGAAGGGAGUUAAAGGGGGAUACCAGGAGAGCAGCCUGCUGAGGGAGCUGGUCACUCUCGGUGACUUGGAGCCCAAGGCCGACAACUGCACAAAGGUACUGGUGUGGCACACUCGGACUGAAAGACCCGUUUUGGUCAACGAAGGGAAAAAGGGAUUUACUGAUUUCAGUGUGGAGAUAUGAAGGGUUCUGGCAGCCUUGCACAAAAAGCUCAAGGCGAAGCUCCUACCAGUCAUGAACUGGUACCACAGUGUGCCUGAUAUACUCUUCUAAUGGCAUCACGAAGCCCUCACUGCUUUCAGUUCAAUACUGAAUUAAUAUGUUAAUAAUAAUAGAGCCUCAAAGCACAUAUGGGACGUUGCAAUAUUGUUUCUAAUGUAAAAGAAGAAAUGCACUGAUAGGACCUUCUAGAGCCAUGUAAUACACAGAUACAGCUGCACUCUAUUUCCAGCAAAUGUGACCCUAAAAGACUUUCAAAAGUAACCAGCAUCUCCAGACAGCAGGUGAAUGGACAUUUUCCAUCUGCCCUUUAGUUAUGGAGAGUCUACUUCUCUGUUUUCUCGCACUCGAUAGCCAUUUGAUCAGCCACAGAAGAAAGAGACUCUUGUCCGGCAUGAGUCAGCGCUGAGCAAUAGUUUAAUUAUCAUAGUGGACAUGAACCCUGUCCUCACACUGGGCCAUUCAGAUGGCCAGCCGUACUCCGGCUCUAAUGAGGAGCACUUUUGUUUCGUGUUUGGAGAACGACACUCUUUUUCUUACGUCUACUUUGACUUUGUAUGUUCGCCGAGUUAAGACGGGGACAGUAGCCCAUUGAAACAAAAGGUCAGUGCGAAAACUGUUUGGAGCUGGUUAGAGACUGUAUGCACCAGGGCUGGACGAUAUGGUCAAAACAGCAUAUUGAGAUUAUAUUGCCACAUGUUGCCAUUGUGAUAUGCCUGGUAAUAUAAUGAAAUAUACUGGUUGAAGAUUGGCCAGCAUUACUUUGACCAAAGUGAUUGGCCUCAAUUUAUACACACACCCGUCUCUAAACAUCUAAGAACGUCUAUGACUGGUCAUGAUGUUCGUAGAACACAGUGGCCUUUAUUCUUCAAAGCUGCGUAGUUGAUUUGGGGUUAAUCAAAACUAUCAUCAAUGUCAUCUAUAAUACCAAUAAUAAGAAUACAAACAGAAAAUAAUAGUACUAAUGAUUUAUGCAGUACAAAUGUACUUAUUUUACAUGCACAUUGGUAUAAACAAACAAUUAUUCCAUGCUCUAUUUAAAGACAUAUU